UGUGAAGUGGUGGGAGUCAAAAAAAAAGAACGCUCCUCUGUCCUCAGAAAACGCCGAACCAAAGAAAACCAUGAAACUAGGAAAAAUACUUGCCAUUGCAGGAGCAACAGCUGCGGGAGCAGUGGGGGCGGUGCUUGCAGCUCCUGCAGUUCUGGGAGCUGUUGGAUUCACCUCAGCUGGAAUAGCAGCUGGAUCCUUUGCUGCAAGCAUGAUGUCUGCAGCUGCUGUAGCCAACGGAGGAGGGGUGGCAGCAGGAAGUCUGGUAGCUGUGUUACAGUCUGCAGGAGCUGCUGGUUUGUCGGCCACCGCCACUGCUGCUCUAGCCGGCGCUGGAGGCACCGUCGGAGCUGGUACUGGAUGGGUAGCAAGCAAAUUAUAUAAAGGGAAGAAGAAGAAGGAGGAAAAAGAUCAAGAAGAUGAAGAUAAAGAAGAAGAGGAAGAUAAAGAAGAAGAUGAGGAAGAUGAAGAAGAUGAGGAAGAUAAAGAAGAAGAUGAGGAAGAUAAAGAAGAAGAUGAGGAUGAUAAAGAAGAAGAUGAGGAAGAUAAAGAAGAAGAUGAGGAUGAUAAAGACGAAGAUGAGGAAGAUAAAGACGAGGAAGAUGGAAAAAAGCAACAGUGAGAAGCCGUUGUUUCACUGUUGGUGUCAUGUUCACUUCCUAAUUAACACUACUCUGUUAUUGCUGCAUGGUGGCGCAGUGGUUAGCACUGGUGCCUCGCAGCACGAAGGUCGCAGGUUCUAAACUCGCCUUUCUGCGUGGAAUUGCGUGUUCUCCCCAUGCAUGUGUGGGUUUCCUCCGGUUACUCCGGUUUCCCCCACAGAUCACAACCAUAGACUGUACAUAUACUGGACAAUUCGAUUCCAUAGGCUUCAAUAACACGUUAUCUGUCCAUAAUGGGAGGUGUCCACCACCGCCAUUUUGACCGUGUCACAGGUUCCGUCCAGCCCAGACAAUUCCAUAAAAGGGAAGAGAGGAGGCGCUGAGGGUGUGGCUGUAAGGCUGGGCUCGAGUGACGACACCCAGGCGAACUAGCUACGAGCUAACCUGAAGCUAACCCUGGCUAACCCAAAGCUAAAGCGGAGGUGGGAGCCGAGCUAACGGAUGUAGCCACCUAGCUUCAACCCAACCGGAGCUAACUGGAACACCCAUCGACCUGAACCUCACACGGAGUUUAGGUGGAGGUUUUCUGCGCCUGUUCGUGAGAAGUACCUGUAUUAAAAAAGUUUUAAAUCGCCAUUUGGAUCAUUGGGGACAGCUGAGUGAGGCGUGGUGCCCAGAGAGCUGCAGAGACAACCUUGGCCUCCCUGACGUCUGUGUCUCCUGGUUCGGUUGGGGCGGACCAUCGACAUACAUACAUGUGCCGACACUGUGCCCUGUUUUAUAAAAUGUAGUGUUAAAAAUAAAUGUUUUUGCUCAA
Nothobranchius furzeri (turquoise killifish) is the source of this 1416-nucleotide messenger RNA. The record is from RefSeq and is a predicted model, not a curated record. NCBI's taxonomy places the organism in Eukaryota, Metazoa, Chordata, Actinopteri, Cyprinodontiformes, Nothobranchiidae.